Silurus meridionalis is the source of this 2398-nucleotide messenger RNA. RefSeq names its product P2R1A-PPP2R2A-interacting phosphatase regulator 1. Gene Ontology annotation, molecular function: protein serine/threonine phosphatase inhibitor activity. The coding region runs from base 720 to 1388 and encodes 222 amino acids. The record is from RefSeq and is a predicted model, not a curated record. The transcript has 9 exons. NCBI's taxonomy places the organism in Eukaryota, Metazoa, Chordata, Actinopteri, Siluriformes, Siluridae.
AUAUAUAUACAUAUACAUAUACAUAUGUCUAUAUCUAUUUUAAAUGUACUAAAUUAAAGAACGCCAGACUAACGUCCCGACAGAUUCACAACGCCUGAAAGCUUUAUAAAAAAGAAAAUUACGCACUUUGGAUCGUAUCAUUCGGACAAACUAGUUUUUUUAUGCACUUCUUCGGGAGCCGAAUGCGCUUCGGUACUGUACGGCUUCUUUACAAACUAGCACUUUAAACUUGGGGAAAUAGCGGCGUGGCUAGCAAGCAUAGAGACCCGUACUCAUCGUAAUAUUUUAUAUUUCCAGAAUUUUAGGACUACAAAACAGUAUAGAACGUGAUGUGAGCAGUUUGUGAAAGUUUCGCGAAGUGCCAGAACUACUUCUGACUGGUGGUGUAGACGAGCAGCUGGUAAACCUGUCGGAGCUAAGUCGUGAACUUCACUUGAGCAAUAACCCGACUAACUAGUUCGGGUAGUUUUGUACACCGUGUCCUUUUUUUUCAAACCUUACAGCUUGGAAGGAGGGGGAGAAAUGCGACUGCGAAGGGACCAUCAUUAAUGUAAUUAUCUGGGCUAAGUUAUCCGACGGCUUGAAAUUGGGACCGGGGACUUUCAGCGCGCGGCCUGCUGGUCAGGCUUUCGCCGCAUUAAAUUUGCCAGCUCACGCCGCUGCGGGGAGCGCGCAGUCCGGCCGCGCGCCUGAAUCGUGCGCCGCCCCGCCGACGAGCCAUGGAGAGAAUGGAAGUGGACCAAUGCGCAGGCGCAGCUGGAAGCAACGGGGGCGGGGUUUUGCGGCGGUCUAACAGCGCCCCCAUGAUCACCAGUGUCAGUGACGGAAUGACAGUGUUCAGCUCUAACACUUCGGCCCGGUAUCGUCGGAGCAGUGUGUCUGUAAACCCAAGCUGCCCCUCUAGAACCCUGGCUUUUUCUCCGUUCUCCUUGUACGGUGAGAGACCGGAUCAUAGGUGGCAGAUGGAAAAUAUGGAACUCACUCUAAGAGAAAGUUCACAGAGACUAAGUGCCUCUGCGACAGUCCCCUCUCCUCCUCCAACUCCCUGGCACAGGCAUCUAUCACCAGACUUCCAUUCCCAAGACUCAGGAGUAACUCCUAAUUCUUCCCCCAGCCCAACAAGAAGGUUCAGGGGGGGUCCUGUAAGUUCAUCUGUGAGAUGGCCAGUGGUCACACCUUUAAAAAGAAAAGGUGGCGUAGAAUCAGACGGUCCCCCUAAAAAGCUCUUUGUUGCUGGAGUUACAGAUCCUGCCCACAUUACUAGUUGCACUGUCAGUGUUUCCCAGUCAGCGGACUCGCCCUCAAGUGCUGCAUGUCCGAGCCCUCAGAACAUCGCACUCUCGCUGUCUCCUCCCUCGCCGUUUACAUCCCAGCACCCCAGCAUCUAAACCACAUCAGUUCACCCGGCAGAGUAAGAACGUUUCUGUCUUUCCUGACCCAUGUCCCGAGAUCAGCUCUUCAUCUCGUUUCUCGGUGCUUUAAGGAAUGUAUUUGGUUCCACGUUAUUUUGCAGAAUACAUUCAAGGAAAGUUUUAUGGUAAUGAAAGAAAAUGUCUAGGUGGCAGGAACGAUGCAUUGUUCACAGUUCACUUGCACCAGGACAAGGUUUUCCCUUGCAUUCGAAAAAUAGGAUUUACACUCGCAUUCAUGACAGUGUUUUCGAGAGCGCAUUCAGGUCGCUAUUUACACAUAUGGAUUUCUUGUAAGCAUGCAAAUAGACACGUUUUGCCUUUACAAAUCUCAUCCAUCAGCUAUUGAGGUGUUCGGAAAAAGAAUAUUUAAACAUUAUUGAUUAUAUCAGUAGCCUGUUCAGGCCACAAGUGUAUGCAUUCAUUUUCUGUAUGUUUUACAGGGUCAUUUUCAUUUUAUUACAUUUUUUUCGUGUAAUUUUUGCAUAAAAACUUUUCAGCAAUCCUUGAAAUAACAAUAGCAGGCUCUUACAUUGUAUUAUAUUUUAGGGGUUUAAUUCCACACCAAGCUGCCACUCCUGGGCCCCUGAGCAAGACCCUAACCCCACAGCUGCUCAGCUGUAUAAAAAUGAGAUAAAUCCAAGGCACCUUUCCAAAUGCUGUUAAUGUAAAUUUUAUAUCCGGGUAGUCCCUGAAUUACGAUGGAGAUGAGUUACAAUGACAUCAUAGUUUUAAAAUAAUCAUAGGCCUACUAGCAUACCCAGGAGUCUUAAAGAAUAUUGAUCAGUAUGGGGUAGUAUACUUCCUAAUUUAACAAAUUACAGUACAUAAUUUGGCAAAGCAGGGACAUACACAGUAUCGUAAGGUAUAAACUUCACAGUAUAUACAGUGAUGUGAAAAAGUGUUUGCCCCCUUCCUGAUUUCUUUUUUGCAUGUUUUUCCACACUUGAAUGUUUCAGAUAAUCAAACUAAUUUAAAUAUUAGUAAAU